Symbiodinium natans is the source of this 444-nucleotide messenger RNA. NCBI's taxonomy places the organism in Eukaryota, Dinophyceae, Suessiales, Symbiodiniaceae. The record is from the annotation of a GenBank genome assembly.
AUGAUGAUGUUAGUGAUCCUCAUCCCCUUCCUGGGCCACGUGGCCGCCCUGCCGGCCACUUCCUUGCUCCAGGUGACCGUCCAGCUGCAACGCGGCAGCGUGGGAGAGCUCGCGCCAUCGACCAUGGAUGCAGCUGGUGAUGCUGUGAACGCCAGCGAAAGGCAUCCGGUCCUCCUCGAGGUCCCGACUCCAAGACAGGCCUGCGAAGGCUGCCCCCAGGCCUCAGAUGACGAGCUGGACAUGCUAGAUGCAGUGGAGGAGCGCGAGCAGGACGAGAUGGCGGCCUUAGCCUCCCAGGCCAAGGUCUCCUUGCUGCAGACGAGCCUCGAGCACCAGCACGGCCCGAUGAAGGCUCAGGAGAUUGCUCAUCUCCACGCCAGUGGAAUCGAUGAUGCAGACGAGGCCUUGGCGCUUCUUGAUGCUGCCCAUGACCUGGGCAUGUGA